Molecule: messenger RNA, 2733 nt
Organism: Dreissena polymorpha
Lineage: Eukaryota; Metazoa; Mollusca; Bivalvia; Myida; Dreissenidae
Exons: 2
Coding region: 146-1123 (325 amino acids)
Source: RefSeq, a predicted model, not a curated record
AUCGAUUGUAUUCAUGAAACUUUAUAAAUGGAUAUAGGUGUAUUUGCGUGCUUUUGCUUGAUUGUUUCUUAACGCUAUAUGCUGGUGACUAACUCACGAAGUAAUACCUAAUUCGAAAACAUGGACUAAUGCUUAUCAUCAAGUCAUGUUUCACAAAGAUGCUCAGGAUAUACUGAAGAACAAAAUCGACGCUGUAGACAGAUAUAGGCAUGAAGUCCUCCGUUUCCUCAUAGACCUAAGGGAUGUUGGCAUUCAAGGAAGGGAACACAUCCAUGAAAUGUAUAAGAAAAGUGGUGUCGACGGAAGGCGCAACUACCAGUACAUAGCUAUUGCAUUAGUUUCACUUCAGGAAAUCAUACAAGAGGAUCAUUCUAUUGUAGAACAGUUCAGGAAGUACGUAAUCGAACUCGAUGAAGUCAAUUCGAGCAGAACGCUUCUAUUUCAACGAGUGUCGGUUGUGAUGAACAGUACUCUCAAAAGUUUGUCUUUCCAUGGCGAACGCCGUGUGUUUGAUCCAGAUAAACGCUACUUGUUUGAAAACAUAGAUAGCAGAGUGAAAAACAGUUCAGCGUUAGUAGUAACCAAUAAGGUCCACUAUUGCUUAGACAAUAAUAUUUUACAUCAAAUGCAUUUAGAUUAUGUUAAACAUUUUCAAACAACCGAAGAAAUGAUAAUAUUACUAUAUUCUCAUAAUAUUCCAUGUGAUAUACCAUUUAAUGAAUGUUAUUUAGUUCUUACAAAAUUCGUGGACAACGCUAACGAAGUUAUUUCUUUGGGCUAUGACAAAGCUUUUACGACAACAAAUGAGGAAAAAGUAAUUCAGCAUCUUCGUAAUAACGACAAAAUCAAACUAUUUAACCCGGGUGAGAUUAUGUUAGAACUUGAAAGAAUAAUGCAGUUGGCUUUUGCAUUUCCAGAAUGUUCGGAUGAUGAUGAAGACGAUCAUGCAGAAAUAUAUCUUGAAGCUUCAGUUCGGAUUCCACACCGUUUACAUUUAUGCAAUAAAUAUCUGUCUAGGACAUGUCAACGGUUAAGUCCCAAAAGCCAGACUAUCAACAUAAAAGAUACCAAAAAGACAUUCUCCACGAGAUUUUGUUCAUGUGUGAAAGAAUCUGCUAAAUAGCUCACCUGAGCACGAGGUUACAUAAUUUGAUUUUGUUGUCUACUUUCAUAGUCGUUCAAUGUCGUCUAUUUGCUUGAACAAUUCCAUUUCAAUUUUUGGUGGGAUAUAUCUAAACUAUUUAAGAAUUUUUCUUGGCCGUAAUGUUAAUCAUUUCUCUCGAUAUUUAGAAACAUUUGUGUUUAUUAAUGACGGCUUGACAGUAACUGACCACACUAUGGUAAUAUUGUUUCAUUUUCAGCAUUUUAGGCAAUCAAUGUGAACUAAAGUUUGUAGUAUGCGUUUAACGCUUUGAAGUGAUGUUAUGCGCAUCUAACAUUAUAUGCUAUGUUUAUAGAUGUCUAUCGCAACCGUUGUUUAUUUUUGGCGUUUUCACUUUAUACACACUUAUAUUUGUUAAUGUAGCAUCAACAUACUUAAACAUUAUCCCGAAAAGAGAAAAAUAAUGCAUUUGAAUAUCAACCGUUAUUUCGUUUUGACAACUGACGACAGAAAUUAUUCGAUGUACAAUGUGAAUCUAAAUUAAGUUUUAGAGCAGAUUCGUUCAUAGACAACACACGAACACUCACUCCGAUCCUAAUAAACGGACAGUUCCGCUCGGCUUAGUGGACUGUACAGUCAUGUAAAAUAUCGAAUAUAUGAUAUAUUUUUAUAAACAACUGGUAGCAAGAUGAGUUGCAGAUAAUUGGUCAGUUACCACAUUUUAACUAACUAUUUUGACCUGUUAAUUCUGUUAAGCUCAUUUCAACAGUAAAAAAGCCCAUAAUAACGCUUUAAGAAUAGGAUAUAUAUAUCAUUAGAAACGAUAUUUAAACAUAUAGUUAAUCCGCUCAAAAAUACGAUAUCGAAACGAAAAAAAUCGAUAGAAAGCCCAUAGUCAUUAUUAUUAGUAAAAACCAUUUCGGUAGUCAGAACAUUGCUAAUCAAGAAAGAUACAAGAAGAUUCAUUAUAGACGAUAUUUAACAGCGAAGUGAUCCUUUAGCAAGCAUACUAAUAGUUGAUUGUUCUGAUUAACCCUUUACCCCUUAGAUACGUAUUUUCACGCAUUCGUAAUCUCUUAGAAAGUUAAAUUAAACUUAAGACCUUUCUUACUGUAUUUAAGUUUUGAAAUGUUGUUUUUUGCCAACCCUUAUAUACGGAUGAGCAGCAAAUACGCCAUUUUAUAUAUAUAUGGGGAGCAGGUAGUUGCCAGUUUGGGGUUCCUUUCUUACUUCCGUCAUACUUAUGUUACCGUUUCUCAUAGCGCCUUCAAUAUUUUACCGAUCUCUUACAUAUUUGGCAUGUAGGUACCUUGCAUGGACCUCUAUCUUUUGAUGAGGUUUAAGGUCACAGGGGUCAAGGUCAACAAGGCUAAUUAUAUAGUUUAUCAAGGUCACAAUUUGGUUACAGUUUCUCAUAGCGCCUUCAAUAUUUUAUCGAUCUCUUAUAUAUUUGGGAUGUAGGUACCUUGCAUAGACCUCUACCUUUUUGAUGAGGCUUGAGGUCACUGGGGUCAAGGUCACUGAGGCUAACAAUAGAUUUUCUCAAGGUCACACUUUUUUCCAUACAAUUAAACCAUAUAUCGACAAAACAUCCUUGGGGAGCAUCCAUCAGUCUUACUGAUAUCCUUGUC